This is a messenger RNA of Tetrahymena thermophila SB210, 1500 nucleotides long. Its product is annotated as transmembrane protein, putative. The record is from RefSeq and is a predicted model, not a curated record. The transcript is spliced from 8 exons. NCBI's taxonomy places the organism in Eukaryota, Ciliophora, Oligohymenophorea, Hymenostomatida, Tetrahymenidae.
AUGAAAUGCUAAACUACACUAUAAUACACUAGCUUUUUUGUUAUUCCUAUUAUUAAAUUCAAAUUUAUAAAUUCAUGUAAUUUAUUUGUUCUUUUUCCACUUCUUAUUAAUUAAUUAAAUUUACAUAAAUUGCCAUUGAAUAAUUUUGAAAAUAAAUAAAUGAUAUAAGAGAUAAAAUAUUUCUAUGGAUUAGAAGAAUUUAUAAAGUCUUCUGACAAAUCAAAUUAGAUUAUCGAUCUUAAUCUGAAUUUAUUUAAAAUAUUAUUUUUCUAAUAUAAUUUAUCAUCCAUAUUUAUUUUUUCAAUUUAUUUAAUAAAAAAAUUUUAAUUGUCUUGGGUUGAGAUAUUUUUAUUUAUAAAAUUGCAUUUAAAGCUAUUUGGCUCUCUCUUACAUUCAUUUUUCAUAUCAGCCUUUUUUACAGUAAAAUUGGGGAUUAAGGUGUAUCACGCUUAGGUCCUGCUUUAGCAAAUUAUACUAAUCUCUCAAACUUAGCACUUAUUCUUGGGUAAAACAGUUUAUUUGUUUGUUUUGGAUUGUGAUAUUUUUACUUAUAAAAAUUAAUUGAAAGCAAUAAAGCUGAUUUAGUUUGUGUAUUAGCUUUUUGUUAAAUAUACUUUUUCUUUCUUUCUUUUUUAUUAUAUUUUUGGUGUUUUUUUUCUUCUAUCUUUCUUAAUUAAUUUCACUAAUUUUUUUGUUUUCAAUAUUUGCUUUUAUUUAGUUUAUUUAUAUAUUAAUUUAUUUCUUAUUAUUACAUAUUUUUUAUUUAUUUUUUCCUUAAAUAUUUAAAGUUACAGUUAAAUUACUGCAAUUGGUGCAUCAGACUUAGGGUCUGCUUUAGCAAAUUGCACUAAUCUCUCAAAUUUCACACUUCAUCUUGGGUAAAAACAGUUUCUUUGUUUUGGGUUGUGUUAUUUUUAUUUAUAAAAAUUAAUUUAAAAAAAAUAAAGCCCUUUUAAUUUGAGUAUUUAUUUAUUUAUCUUUUUUCUUAUUUUUUUUGCAGAAGUUUUUUUUCUUCUUUCUUCUAUCUUUCUUAAUUUUACUCAUUUAUUUUUAUAUUUAUUAAUUUAUUUCUUGUUAUUCCAUAUUUUCCUUUAUUUUUUCCUACUAAAUAACUUAUAAGUUGCAUUAUUAAUAAGUGGAAAUAAAAUUGGUGCAAUCGGUGCAUCAGGCUUAGGUGCUGGUUUAGCAAAUUGCAUUAAUCUCUCAAAUUUGAAUAUUGAUCUUCUUUCCAAUAAAAUCGGUGCAAUUGGUGCAUCAGGUUUAAGUUCUGCUUUAGUAAAUUGCACUCAUCUCUCAAAUUUGACACUUAAUCUUGGCGGAAACGAAAUUGGUGAAAUUGGAGCAUCAAGCUUAUGUUUUAAUUUAGCAAAUUGCACGAAUCUCUCAAAUUUGAAACUUAAACUAGGUUAUAACUAAAUCAAUGAAUUAUCAAAAUUGAAAGUAAAAAGUAACUGUCUUAAAUCAAAAAGAUUAGUUGUCUAUGAUAUAAAUUUCUACUGA